AUGCCGAGCGACAUUGAAAACAUCAAUCCGGAGGUGGUCGCAAGCCUGAGCGAACGCGAGCACUCGUUGGCCGAGGACGACGACUCGGUUGUGGAUCCCAUCGACCAGCGUGAGCACCCGCUGACCCUCGAGGAGAUCAAGGUCGCCCAGUUUGAGCACAUCCGCGUGGACGACAAGCGCAACUCGGUCGAGGUCCUCUUCACGCCGACCAUCCCGCACUGCUCCAUGGCCACGCUCAUCGGGCUCUGCAUUCGAGUCAGGCUCCUGCGCUCACUUCCAGACCGCUUCAAGGUUGAUGUUCGGAUACGCCCUGGAACCCAUGCCAGUGAGGCGGCAGGCAAGUGCAAAUACUCGUGGAGCGUAAACAAGCAACUCAACGACAAGGAACGAGUCGCCGCUGCACUGGAGAAUGACAACUUGCUGGUUGCCGUCAACCGUUGCCUGACGCCGCAACGCUAG
Messenger RNA from Capsaspora owczarzaki ATCC 30864, 459 nucleotides. RefSeq lists its product as hypothetical. Gene Ontology annotation, biological process: iron-sulfur cluster assembly. The transcript is spliced from 4 exons. The record is from RefSeq and is a predicted model, not a curated record. NCBI's taxonomy places the organism in Eukaryota, Filasterea, Ministeriida, Capsasporidae. Bases 1 to 459 code for a protein of 152 amino acids.